GACACACCCACUCUCCCUUUUUCUCUCUCUCCUUUUUUUUUUUUUUCCUCUUUGGAGCCAUCGAAUCAAUAUAAAAAAAACGAAGAAGGUGCAAUCUCAACCGUCCAUCUCCCAUCCAACGGUCCUCACUAGUCGGCGAUUGGUUUCACCCAAAACUCCCCCUCUGUGGUUUUUAUCAUAAACCCUAGCCGAUACCAGUCCCCAAAACGCACUCUCCCGCCUCUCUCUCUCUCUCUCUCUCAAACGCAAAUCCCAAAACUCGAUCGAUCUUCUCUCUCUCGUUCUCUUUCAGAUCUCAGUUGUGUGGAUUUGUUUCCUCUGUAAAUUAGUAUCUGUAUGUACUUGUGUACUUCUUCCUCAUAAUCUCUCUCUUGAUUUUCUUUCUCAAACACCCAGAGCUUUCUUUUUUUCUUUUUGGUUGUGAAAAUCUUAUCGGUUUCUUCUUUUUCUUUUCUUUUUCUUUUUUCCGAUUUUUUGUGUAAUUAUUUUUAAUCUUUUUUAUUUUAUUUUUCUCUGUAUAAGAAAAUAAAAUCUGUAUUUUCAUCGUUAUUAAUGAGCCAAACUCGUUACCAGUCCCGAGUCGAACCCCGAGUCGAAGCGAGUCCAUAGAGUUCCGACUUCUCCCAGCCCUGAAAAUGGCGCCGGACCAUGAGAGCUCCGUUGCUGCCGCUUUCUUCGGUUGAGAGUUCCAAGCACCCCGAGUUUGCGACUGAGUCGACUCGGAGAUCGACUCGGCGACUCACUGAGUCAAGGAGGAGCAGCAGGAGGAGGUCCGGAGUGGUGUUGCUUCGGAAUCUGAGCACGGAAAUGCCAUCGGUGGAGAUGAGACGGACGACCAGGGUUUUCGGGAUGGGGAUGGUGAAGGGUGGGGUCGAUGGGGCUCGCGUCCUGCGUUCCGGGCGCCGCCUCUGGCCCGAAUCCUCUGAGUCCAAGCUCGAGAGGGCCCGCAAUGGCGACGAGGACUGGCUCAAACUCAUGAAAAGCCAUGCCGGAGACUCUGUUGUUGGAUUAAAUCACAAGAAAUGGGCUGGGGCCAACCAAGUCGGUAGUCCAAGACGAAACACCCCUGUUUUGAAGACCUCAGUGGUCAAGAAGCCUCAAAGCAAUGAGCUUUUGGCUGACGGGCUCAAAGAGCAUAAGAGGUAUGGGAUUGUGUAUACCCGAAAGAGGAAGCGUGCCAGUGCAAGUUUUUCAGGGAAUGUAGAGAAGGAAAGUGGAUCUGAUGAUAGAAUGUAUGGGCGGAGGUUUGCUCGGAGGCAGAGGAUGAAGAAGAGUAAGGAGUUGGAUUCCCAUCUGGGUUUUGUGUGCCCAGAAGUGCUUCGCUUUUCGGUGGAGUCUUCAUGGGCUCAGGGUUACUGGGCUGGUCGGUUUUUGUAUUCUGUUUUGGUGUACAUGACGAGGGCCAGUCUUGGGUUGACUGAAUUUUCUGACUUUCUUGCUUUAGAGCCGAUUGGCAGCAUUUUUGCCUCCUAUGGCAUUGAGUUCUCGCUGGAUCGUUCUUGUACUAGGAGGUCUGGGGUUUGCAAACUUUUUGGGGCCGAGCAGUUUAUCCCAUUGUUUUCUGUGGACUUUUCUGCAGUUCCUGGAUGUUUUAUGUUCAUGCAUACCAGCAUGCAUCUUAGAUUCCGUUGUCAUCUAGCUGUAAAUAAUCUGAUUGAUGGGCGUGAAAAUGGCGAAUUUAUUGAUCAGGGAGAUGAUGAUGAUGAUUGUGAUGGUGAAAAAGUUGAUUGGAUUGAGAACAGGCAUGCGUUGCAUUCGAGUGUAAGAGUUCCCAAAUUAGCUUGUAGAAGCACCCAGUAUAGGAAUGGUUUAUCCUCGCGAGGUAUUCAGAAGCGGCGGAGUUCAUUGAGGAGAAGACGGUCUAGAAAUCCUUCACUGGUUUCCCUACGCAAACCCAAUGGAGCCCUAGUUUCUGAGUUAAUCAGUAUUAGGAAGAAUGGCCUCCCUUUUUCUUCUGUAGAAUCUAAGCAUAUGCUUAGGAAGUCAGUUUCAUUUUCUCCUGCAGGAAACUUGAAAGCAGAGAGUUUGACCAUGGAG
Prunus mume (Japanese apricot) is the source of this 2037-nucleotide messenger RNA. The record is from RefSeq and is a predicted model, not a curated record. NCBI's taxonomy places the organism in Eukaryota, Viridiplantae, Streptophyta, Magnoliopsida, Rosales, Rosaceae.